Molecule: messenger RNA, 1559 nt
Organism: Hyalella azteca
Lineage: Eukaryota; Metazoa; Arthropoda; Malacostraca; Amphipoda; Hyalellidae
Product: cyclin-dependent kinase 2
Exons: 6
Coding region: 32-1099 (355 amino acids)
Biological process (GO): protein phosphorylation; signal transduction; regulation of G2/M transition of mitotic cell cycle
Cellular component (GO): cyclin-dependent protein kinase holoenzyme complex; nucleus; cytoplasm
Molecular function (GO): cyclin-dependent protein serine/threonine kinase activity; cyclin binding; ATP binding
Source: RefSeq, a predicted model, not a curated record
GAUUGUCAGUUUGUGACACAGCUGAUGCUUUAUGGUCUUACUAAGUCUAGGUGUUGUUUUCUACAAGAACAAUCAGAGUAAUCAGACUAACUUUAUAACUUCAAUUCUGUGGUGUGUGUGUCUGUGUGAUACUUUCCUCUUCAUAAUGUCGACACUUAAGGGAAUGGAAAAUUAUCAGAAAAUAGAAAAAAUUGGAGAGGGAACAUACGGAGUUGUUUACAAAGCAUUUGACAUGAAUGUUGACAAAACAGUUGCGCUUAAAAAAAUACGCUUAGACAAUGAAAAUGAAGGAAUUCCUAGCACUGCGCUACGAGAAAUUUCUCUACUGCGGGAGCUUGCGCACAGCAGCAUUGUGGAGCUCUAUGAUGUUGUGGUGGCCGACAUGAAGCUCUACUUGGUGUUCGAAUACCUUGACAAGGACCUCAAAAAAUUGUUUGACGAGUACAGAAGUCGGAACUUGAUUGGUCUCCCUCUUCCUCUCAUUCGGCAGUACAUGAAGCAACUCUUGAAUGGAAUGAACUACUGUCAUAUAAAGAGAAUCUUACAUCGAGAUUUGAAGCCCCAAAAUUUGCUCAUUGAUAACAAAGGUUCUAUCAAGCUGGCAGAUUUUGGUUUGGCGCGUGCCUUUAGUGUCCCUGUGAGGGCAUACACGCAUGAAGUCAUCACACUCUGGUACAGAGCUCCUGAAAUCUUACUAGGCACAAGGACAUACUGCACUGCUGUUGACUUGUGGAGUUUAGGGUGCAUCUUUGCAGAAAUGAUGACGUGCAAGCCCCUAUUCCCCGGUGACUCUGAAAUUGACCAACUGUUCAGAAUAUUCCGAACUCUGGGCACUCCAACACGUUUAGACUGGCCAGGUGUCACCGACUUGACUGACUACAAGAGCAGCUUCCCUAAGUGGCAAGUGGACAGACAUAAAGCCAUUGCUUCUUUAACCAAGAAGCUUGAACUCAGUGGCCAAAAUUUGCUUGAGAAAAUGUUGACUUAUGAUCCCAAGCAACGAAUCACCGCUCGUCACGCUCUCGUACAUCCUUACAUCACCGAAGAAAAAGAACCUUUAACGCUGGGUGUCAUUCAACAAGGGCUCUUCUUGCGGUGAUGCUACUUCUUCAUUCAAAUAUCAGUUAUAAGUUAAGAAAUUGUUAUUGCUGGACAUGAAGUUAGAAUGAUAGAAUUUAAUGGUAAAUAGUCUAUUGAUUAGGUAAGUUGUUGAAUUUUCUUCUCUGCCAUUCAAGUAUUUUCCCACAUUGCUUGGUGGUUCAUUUUUCUCAUAGCACUGUUGUUGCCUGAAAUUGAUCACACCUUUAGUUUGCAUAUAUUGCAGAGUAAUUUUUUAUUGAUCUAUGCUUUUUAUAAUCUGACCCUUGUCAUUAUGGUUGCUAUUCGUUGUCAAAGUUAGGUACUGACAGAAAUGAUUAAUUGUUUGAAAGAUUUACACACAUUUGAGCAUAAGUUUUGAAUACAUUUUGAUUCUAAAUGAAAGAAUCGUGCGGGAAAUGGCUUGUGAGUUUACAGCUCGACAAAGAUCUGUACUGUCUUUUGAACUAAAUUUUAUUCAA